AUGAAUAUAAAGGCAGAAGAGGAGCUUGAAGACAACAGCAAGGAAGAGGCAGAAAAAGAAGGCUUAACAAUGGCAGAGUUAGAUAUAACAAGUGCCAUUGAGCUUGAAGUCUACUCAUACCCCAACACCAUUUACCCUAACACUCCUCCACUGCACCCUCACCACCGGGCACCACCACCACCACCUAGGUGCCACCACCGCACACCGCCGCAGCUGCCUCCAAAACAUAGGCCUCAUAAGGCUCCACCACCGCCGCCGCCACCCCCGGCCGCAUUCUACUUCUUCUCGCCGCCACCUCCCAGUCCACCACAACCACAUUAUCAUUAUCCUAAAACACCAAGAUCGCCACCAUCACCGCAACCACAAAGGUAUCGGCUAUUUUGA
Arachis ipaensis is the source of this 384-nucleotide messenger RNA. Lineage: Eukaryota; Viridiplantae; Streptophyta; Magnoliopsida; Fabales; Fabaceae. The record is from RefSeq and is a predicted model, not a curated record.